Limulus polyphemus (Atlantic horseshoe crab) is the source of this 2173-nucleotide messenger RNA. Its product is annotated as choline transporter-like protein 2. The coding region runs from base 542 to 2173 and encodes 543 amino acids. Gene Ontology annotation, biological process: transmembrane transport. Gene Ontology annotation, molecular function: transmembrane transporter activity. Gene Ontology annotation, cellular component: membrane. The transcript has 21 exons. The record is from RefSeq and is a predicted model, not a curated record. Lineage: Eukaryota; Metazoa; Arthropoda; Merostomata; Xiphosura; Limulidae.
UUUAAAGCUUAUCAGUGCGUGUGCUAGUAGUAUUAAUUUAGAGUCUUGCAGACUAGUGUUUACUUAGACUCUCUUACACUUUCAGGGUGAUUUUCUAACAUAAACCAGGACGGUGCCUGACAGUCUCGAUCCAAAAUGAAAGAUCAAAAGCAUCAAAGUUCUUCGUUGCCUGUGCACAUGGCCAGUAGCAAAAGUGAACUGUUGGAGCAUGAUCCAAGGAUUAAAGGACCAAUUAAAAACAGGAGCUGCACUGAUAUUUUGUGUCUUCUUUUGUUUCUUACAUUCAUUGCUGGCUGGGUUGUGGUUGCAAGUUUUGCAUAUAAGUAUGGAGAUCCGAAGCGGCUCCUGCAUCCAACAGAUUCUGAUGGAAGAAUGUGUGGAGAAGGUGAUUUAGAAAUAUUCAUUCGACAAGCCCUACUUAUUUUUCUUUGAUUUGACAAAAUGUAUUAAAGGAUUUUCUUCAAUCCUGGAAGGUUGCCCAACUCCACAGGUUUGUGUCAAGAAUUGUCCCAAUACAACUUUUUCAACAUACACUUUCCUAAUGUUAUACCAGAAUGAAGAUGAAGAAUUGCUUAAGGAGAAACUAAUUUGUAGGAAUGAUAGUUUGAAAAGUACACAGAGCUUAAAGGAGUUAAUUGAAAGUAAAAAUUGUGCUUCAUUAUAUUUGAAGAGUAUUCCAUUUGCAGGAAGGUGCGUUCCAGAAGUCAUAGGCAAACUGGGAGAAUUUCUGUUUGAUGAAAAGUCUAAUAAAACACUUGAAGAUGAAAAUGGAAAUAAAAUAAAUGCCUCUAUUAUUGAUGAUGCUGGAAAGGGACUGGCUUUUAUUCUGAAUGCUAGAGAGGUGGGAGAGCAAAUUUUUGAAGAUAUUAGUAAUGUCUGGUGGAUCAUGAUUUUGUUUCUAAUUGCCUCCAUGGUGCUGUCUUUCAUUUGGAUUAUACUGAUGCGUAUUAUGGCAGGGGUGAUGGUGUGGUUAAGCUUUUUAUGUGUAACAGGAAUAUUAGGAUUUGGUUGCUAUUAUAGUGUGACAAUGUACAUGAAGCUCGUAGACCAGCCUGAAGCAGAAACUUCCUUCAAGUUUACAACAAAUGUGAAGUCGUACUUAGCUCUUAAAAACACAUGGCUGGCUUUUGCAAUUAUUACUGGAUUGCUGCUUAUCAUCUUACUGUUGCUGUUGAUAUUUCUUCGAAAACGUAUCUUAAUUGCCAUUGCUUUAAUUAAAGAAGGAAGCAGGGCUGUAGGGACAAUGGUAUCAUCACUGUUUUUCCCAAUUAUUCCAUACAUCUUUAUGUUUGCCCUCUUUGUCUUCUGGGGCUCAGUGUCCCUAUACAUUGCAUCAGCUGGCCAGCCUUCAUUCAGGACUGUUAGUAAUACUUCAACAGAAAAGUGUGAUCCACAUACAGUUACCGACCAAGCUAUGUGCAUUUUUACAAAGUUUGAAGGGGAUCCCAAUCUGUUUAGAGCCCAAAUCUACAAUCUUUUCGGCCUCUUCUGGGGUAUGUUCUUUAUUGUAGGGGUUGGCCAGGUUUCACUAGCUGGUGCUUUUGCAUCUUAUUACUGGACCUUUAAAAAAUCAGAUGUUCCAUCAUUUGCUGUUGGUAAGGGUUUUUGGAGGUGUACACGUUAUCAUCUUGGUUCUGUGGCCUUUGGAUCGCUCAUCAUUGCGAUUGUCAGAAUGAUUCGUGUCAUGCUGGAAUACAUAGAUAACAAGUUGAAAAAAUAUGAUAACCAAGUAACCAAGGCUCUACUUUGGUGUUGCAAGUGUUGUUUCUGGUGUUUGGAGAAGUUCCUCAAGUUUAUCAACAAAAAUGCCUAUAUAAUGAUUGCUGUAUAUGGUAAGAAUUUCUGCACCUCAGCAAGAGAAGCAUUCAGUCUGUUGAUGAGAAAUAUUGUUAGAGUGGUUGUUUUGGACAAGGUGACAGACUUUUUGUUAUUUCUUGGAAAAGUGGUUGUUGUUGGAGCAACAACUCUAGCAUCUUUCUACAUCUUCAGUGGUGAAGCUGAUAUUCCACAACUGAAAAUAGAUAUCUCGGUGAAUUAUUAUCUAAUGCCUGUCAUUGUGAUGGAAGACUCUGAAAAGAAUGAUGGGUCGGCAGAAAAGCCAUAUUUCAUGUCUACUGAGUUGAUGAAGAUACUCAACAAGAAAAAUAAAUUCCAAGAUCGUAAAUCCAAAUAA